Molecule: messenger RNA, 937 nt
Organism: Humulus lupulus (European hop)
Lineage: Eukaryota; Viridiplantae; Streptophyta; Magnoliopsida; Rosales; Cannabaceae
Exons: 2
Coding region: 1-522 (173 amino acids)
Source: RefSeq, a predicted model, not a curated record
AUGAAUGCAUUCUUCGAAAUUGAGGGCAAAAAAGAGGUGACAAAGUGGCGAGGAACGGUGAGCGGCAUCGUGGAAGCUCCGGCGGAGAAAGUAUGGGGGUUGGUCUCCAAAACGAAGCGUUUACCGGAGUGGGUAACAAUGGUGGAAAGAUGCACGGACUUGGAAGGAAAAGAAGGGAUUCCGGGGUACACUAGGCUUAUAUCAGGCUUCAUGUUUCCACAGGAAGAUGGAGAAAGGUCAUGGAUCAAGGAGAGGCUGGUGUCCAUGGAUAUGGAUUCCUCAUUGCGUAGCUACGUUUAUAGAAUGGACGCUAGCAAUAUUGUUGGGCUAGACGGCUCGGUGAAUACGUUGAAAGUGGUGGAUUAUGGGCAAGACUCAACGCUCGUUGACUGGUCGUUUGAGGUUAACCCAUUAGAAGGGUUAUGUGAGGACAGUAUUGUUGAUUAUCUGGGAUUUUUGUACAAGUCUUGUAUUAAUAGGAUUCAGGGCGCAAUCGAAGCUGCAGCAUCCAACAAAGUUUAACUACAAUAUCUACUUCAUGUAUUUAUUAAUGUUUUUGGUGAUGCUGUAAAUAUGCAUAUAUUAUUUUUAUAUUUGGUUUGGUAAGCGCAGCUGAGAACAAAAAAAGCCAACGGCAGUUGUGAACUCCGGCCAGCCAACUCAAUGCCUUAACACCACAUUCUCUCACCAUAGGAGCUCCCAUCUACCAUUAACGCCAUUUCUCUCUCUCGGUCCCCAAUUUUUUUUUUUUUUGGCAAAUUGGUCCCUAAUCUAUUUGUUUUGGUGCAAGCACAUCCAUGCAUGAAAGUAAAUUCUGUUUACUCUACCGUCUUAUAAUAAAGAUUCCAAACGUAAACCCUAUGAAAUGUUUGAGUUUAAACAUUAAUAUACAUGUUUCGAAUACUUAUGUAUCUAAUUUUUUAGUUUUGUUAACCAU